This is a messenger RNA of Saprolegnia diclina VS20, 778 nucleotides long. RefSeq lists its product as hypothetical. Lineage: Eukaryota; Oomycota; Saprolegniomycetes; Saprolegniales; Saprolegniaceae. The transcript is spliced from 3 exons. Bases 64 to 651 code for a protein of 195 amino acids. The record is from RefSeq and is a predicted model, not a curated record.
CCGGAUGCUACCACCUGGUUUGGAUCUGCAGGUUGCAUUUCCGCAAAGAUAUCAUCGGCCAUCAUGCAACGCGGCUUCUUCGAGGAGCUGCGCAAGCUGCGGUCGCUGGACCUGAGCAACCACUGCGUGACAGUCCAGGCUGUCAAGAGCCAAGUGCGGGCGCUGCAGCACCAGACGCUACUCUGUCGGCCGCGGCGCGCCGACGCCAUCGAUGUCGGGCUCUUUUUGCGCCAGUUUGUGCCGCUCCUUCUCCGCCUCCUCGUCACGCGAAGGCAAGUGCAAACCGCGGUGCUGACGUGGGUCGUGAGCCUCAACCACAUCUUUGGCAAGCAGCCGUUGCGCGACGUCUCGACAGCCAUCGUUGCGGGCCUCCUCGCACAGCCGCAUCCGAUCCGCCGGUUGUUUUGCAUGAAGACGCUCAUCCACUCGACGCGCUUUGACUGCAGCGUCUUUGCGAUCGCGGUCGAGGCAACGGUGACAUCGCCCGAAACAAGCGCCGAUCUACGCGCCGAGUGCCAUAGCUACGUCGCACAGAUCCUCAAGCACUGGCCGCUCGAGGACAAAGCGCUUGCGCUCGAGAUGGACGACCAAGAUCGCCACGAGCUCGACACGGUACUGCUAACGCGCCUCCUUCGUGCACUGUCAUGCUAGCCAGUUUGCGUACAUCGCAGUCACCGAGAACAACAUGAGCCGUUUUAACUUAUCGAGAUCGCGGUUUUUGCAGCGUCGUAAUGACGUCCAAGAUCGUCGCCACGAACGCGUCCGAGUUGAAGAGGAG